AUGUUCAAGAAGAAACCAACGGUAAAACCGGCAGCUCCAAUCCGGUCUUCAGACCGCCGAAAGCUAGUCACCGGCAUAAUCACCGAUUUCAACAUCCCACUCCCCUCCACAGCAUCUACGACCAACACAGCCGCUGCAGAACCUACUCCCGAAGAACCCACCGCUGGUUCGUCUACAAAUAAUACUAUCGAUCCGGCAGUGACUGCCCUUCGAAACGCUCUUCUCCCAGAAUCUACUGUCGCUGCCAAAUUUACUACAACGCUUGGGCCGCAGUUAUCGCCCGUCAACGGUAUAAUCUACUCGGGAGUACACCAUGAUUCUACUAUUCUCACAGACGGAAAGACAAGGCCGCUGUGGGUUAAAAGCGACGAAGGAUGGUUUCCGAGCGUGUAUACCUGUUGGGAAGCGGCCAAAUAUGAGGUUUUACCAGUGGUGUAUACACAUGAUGCCGUGAUGGAGAAGGUCUACGGAGGAGCUGAUUUGAUGAUGCCUGGUGUUUUUGGAGUAAGAAGACCGGGGGGCGACGGCGGGGUGAAGGCUGGCGAGAUUGUAGGGGUAGCGGAUUAUAAAAAAGAGAAUGUGGUACUUGCUGUUGGAGUUGCAGAGACCGAUAUUGAGAGUGGUGGUGGAAGAGGAGGUAAGGGAAAGGCAGUGAGAGUUUUGCAUUGGGUUGGGGAUGAGCUUUGGGGGCUUGGUGGGAGUGGAGUAAAUCCUCCGGAGAUCUUAGAGGUUGCCACUACUACUGCAGCUGAUGUAGCUGGGGAAGUGGAAGGGCAGGAUGGAGGAGUUUCGCUAGAGGGGCUCAGCAUCGGGGAGGAAGUGGUUGGAGAGAGUUCCAAGUCUGCUGAGAAGAGGGUGGAGAAGGAAGAAAGUGAUGAUGAACCUGCAUUUCCGGAUAUGACGACGAAUGAAAUCGACAGUGCCUUCCGCGAUGCCCUGAUUUAUUCGCUCCAUGCGAUUUUGAACUCCCCAGAACGAGUCUCGAAUGCUCACCACUCUCUGAACUUUCCACUCCCAUCGUCUUACGUUCUCGCAAAUCUCAUAAUUCCAAAACUUCCGAACACCCAAAACCCAAACUACUCAAUCCAAAAGACCAGCUGGAAGAAAAUCCAAAAGAUGUUGAAACAAAUGGAUAAAGAGGACCUUUUGAAAAUUAAGGAACGGGGUGGCGAUGUCUUCGUCUACGCCGUCAAUUGGGAUUCUCCCCGACUUGCCAAUUUUACACCUUACCCGAUUGUUACCCCAAAGCCAAAGAAGAAACCAGUCGACGAGUCUGCUGCGGGCCCUUCCUCCAGUUCUUCGUCGGGCUCAUCAACGGCGAUCAAGGUUGUAGAGCUCUAUAAACCACCUGCGAAGCUAAACAUCCUCUACGAAGCAGCCGGUGUUUCCAGCAAGGCAUUCUAUACAUCCUCGCAAGUUAGGGAUACCCUCUACAAAUACUUUACUUCUCCUACCCCCUCCGAUCCAUCGGAGACGCUAGUAUCAUCAACAAACGCACGAAUGGUAACGCUAAAUCCAUUGCUCUCCAAUCUACUCCUUGACGAUACCAAAGAUGCGAGAUUAUUACAUUCCGGCAGUGCAACACGGGAUCUACUCGCAGAGAGAUUUCUACGUCUUCACCAACAGUAUUAUACGAUAAUCUCCCCUUCAGGCGAGGAAUCAAAACCGAAAUCAGGCCAGCCACCUAAAAUCACUAUUACCCUUGAAAGUAGACAGGGUAAGAAAGUGGUAACUAGGAUAAAGGGGUUGGAGGUGUUUGGUGUUGAUGUAGGGAAGUUUAUGGACGAGUUGAAGAGUGUAGCGGCCAGCAGCGUUACGAAGGGGCCCAUCGAAGGUGGCGGGAAGGCGGCAGAGGGGUUAGUGGAAGUUAUGGUGCAGGGCGAUAAGAGUGCCGAAGUUGAUAAGUUACUCGUCAAGGCUGGGAUUAGGAAGGCGGAUGUUGUCGUUGAUAAUAAAUUGAAGAAGAAGAAGUGA
Messenger RNA from Orbilia oligospora ATCC 24927, 1974 nucleotides. RefSeq lists its product as uncharacterized. The record is from RefSeq and is a predicted model, not a curated record. NCBI's taxonomy places the organism in Eukaryota, Fungi, Ascomycota, Orbiliomycetes, Orbiliales, Orbiliaceae. The transcript is spliced from 3 exons. Gene Ontology annotation, molecular function: translation initiation factor activity. The coding region runs from base 1 to 1974 and encodes 657 amino acids. Gene Ontology annotation, biological process: translational initiation; formation of translation preinitiation complex.